Pseudoliparis swirei is the source of this 5233-nucleotide messenger RNA. RefSeq names its product Rho guanine nucleotide exchange factor (GEF) 19 (gene arhgef19). Lineage: Eukaryota; Metazoa; Chordata; Actinopteri; Perciformes; Liparidae. Gene Ontology annotation, molecular function: protein binding; guanyl-nucleotide exchange factor activity. Bases 422 to 3334 code for a protein of 970 amino acids. The record is from RefSeq and is a predicted model, not a curated record. Gene Ontology annotation, biological process: activation of GTPase activity; regulation of actin cytoskeleton organization. The transcript has 17 exons.
UCUGCAUUGCAAGUAGUAGAGCAGCAAGUGGUGGCUGUUUUUUUUCUUUUCUUCCCCCAACCUGUUUUUGUUUUUUUUCCACGAGGUCGGCGAACAAGAAGACGGAGGAGGAGAAGAAGAAGAAGAAGAACCGUGCCGGGGAAGCACAGAUUUGUUUUCUUUUUCAAACGUCCCGAGCCGAGUCUCAAAAAAGAAGAAAGGAACCGGAGAAGAGGAGGGGAAGCGAAGCCGGGAGGAACACAAGGCAGCAAUGGAUAGCAGAGUGGCUCAGCCUGACCCUGGGAUGGCACGGAUUCACACACAGCUGCUGGCGGCCAUCCAGCACACACACUGAGGCUGCAAAACACACACCAAUGAGUAUCGGUGAUGCGUCUGCAGAGUGAGGUGGGCCCGUUGGAGUGCCGGUGGUUACAGGGCAGCAAUGAGUUGCUGCAGAGCGGGGCAGCUCUCAUGUGUUUGCUCUGCCAUGCUUCCUGGGUAUGGACUCUCGCCUUUUCCUGACUUCCAACCCCACCUUCACGCGUUCCGCUGCCGAGGAGAAGGUCCCAGCAUGUGGAUCGCUGGCUCAGGCGAGUCCCCGGCUCCGAGCGAGGCCCCGGAGGACCGGCCUCUCCUCCACCCGUGCCUCCACGAGCACGACGCCGUGUGCCAGCAGGAGACGUUGGCUUUCAUCGAGCUGCAACCGCCGCCGGCGACCCCGAAACUGAACGGUCUCGUUAUCGACACGGAGACGCGAUGCACGCCGCCGCCGCCGCCGCCCUUGAACGGCUUCACGCACACACUGAACGAACUGAACUCGAACUCCUCUGAGCCCGAAUGCCACAAUGGCGUCCGCAGGACUUCUUUGCAGGAGCAGACGGAGAGACCCGGCGCCGUGACGACGGUGUGCCGUCCUCUCCACGCCGCUCUCAGCCUCCCGCUGACGUUCCCGCUGUCCUGUUUGCGCGCCGACAGAAACUCCUGGGAAUCUCGGCUGCGCUGCUCCUCGUCCUCGCCUGAACUCCCCGUGUUUCAGAGCCCGGACGCCUGCCAGCUGCAGAGGAGGACGUCACAAGGUUCAGUGAAAGAGAAGUCUAUCCGGCGGAAGAUGCAGGUUUAUUCGCCGGACGGCCAGAGCGACGAAUCUCUCGGCAGCCCGAUCCUGGACGCGGACUACAUCUUCCCGGGACCGUUUGCAUCUUUCCUGGAGGAGGACCUCAGCGGAUUAUCCUCCCUGGAGGCCGAUUCGAGGCCUUCGUCCACAGACGGUGUCACCGAUGUCCCGAACUUCUGCCGCGAUGAUAUUUUCAAUCUCCCCGAGGAGCCGCUGCAGAUAAUAGAGGACUCGAUGGCGGCGGGGGAAGACGUCGGAGGGAGCGGAGAGACGUCGAGCGGCGGCGGUGCCGCGGCGGGGGGGAGCUUUUUGUCCCGCGGCCGUCACGGGGAUCAAGAGCGGCGGCGCUUCUCGGCCUCGGAACUGAUAUCGAGGCUGCAGCUCUCUCAGAGGAAGAGCUCCUUCGCCUUGAAGCUGGGGAAGUCGCUGUCGGCGCGGGUCGCCUCCAGAGACAGGCAAGGCUCCGUCGGCCUCAGCCCCAACGCCGCCGACCCUAAGUCCACCUACAGGCACCGCAGUACCGGAGGCUCUGGUGACGGCGCCCCCCACAGCUCCGUCGUACCCGCGCCUCCUCCGCCCAGCGGGGACAACGGCCUGCCUUUGCAUCGAUGGAGCACAAAACUCGGAAUGAGAAAUAAAUCCAUUGAGGAGGACUUCUGUACACUUCCAACUGUUGCGAGUUCAAAUCGGUUAUCGCGCUUUUUGCCUAGUUCUAUUCUGUACCAGGAAUACAGCGACGUGGCCAUCAACAGAGAGAUCCAGAGGCAGCAAGGGAAGGAGCCGGGCACCGAGGAGGAGGGGCUCCGGGACGAGUGUUCGGACGGGACCCCGUCUCCCUCCAACCUGUCUCCGUCCAGCUCCUUCCGCUCGUCGCGGGGCUCGGCCUUCGCGCUGUGGCAGGACAUCCCCGACGUCCGGACCAGCGGCCAGCUCGACAACUUCAGCAACGAGGAACGGAAACUACAGGAGGCGAAGUUCGAGCUGGUGACGUCCGAGGCGUCCUACAUUCGUAGCUUGACGAUCGCGGUGGACCACUUCAUGUUGUCGCAGGAGCUCGCCGAGUGUCUCGGCGCUCAGGACAAGCAGUGGCUGUUCUCCAAGCUGCCUGAGGUCAAAGGUGUCAGUGAGAGGUUCCUUCAGGACCUGGAGCACCGGCUGGAGGAAGACAUUCUGCGCUUCGACGUGUGCGACAUCGUCCUGGAGCACUGCCCGGCUCUGCGAAGGGUUUAUUUACCUUACGUCACCAACCAGGCGUACCAGGAGCAGACGUACCAGCGUUUGCUGCACGAGAGCCCUCGUUUCCCCGGCAUCCUGGCUCGUCUGGAGGAGGACCCCAUCUGCCAAAGACUUCCGCUGACCUCUUUUCUGAUCCUGCCGUUUCAGAGGAUCACGCGGCUCAAGAUGCUGGUGGAGAACAUUUUAAAGAGGACGACUCCAGGCUCCCGAGAUGAGGACACCGCCACGAAGGCUUUCAAUGAGCUAAAAAAGAUCAUCAAAGAAUGUAACUCCAGUGUGCAGUCAAUGAAGAGGAUGGAGGAACUUAUUCACCUCAAUAAGAAAAUCACUUUCGAGGGAAAGAUCUUUCCUCUGAUCUCUCAGUCCCGCUGGCUGGUGAAGCACGGCGACCUCCUGGAAGUGGACACGCAGACGAUGAGCAUCUCUGGGUCGAAGCUCAAGCUGCCCACCAAGCCGGUGUACCUCCACCUGUUCAACGACUGUCUGCUGCUGUCCCGGAGGAAGGAUACGUGGAAGUUCAUGGUGUUUGUGCACGCCAAGAUCGGAGAGCUGAAAGUGAAGGACCUCAGUCAGAAGCUGCAGGGCAUCUCCGGCUUCAUCUUCCACUUGCAGCUGUGUGAAGGCCGGCAGCUCAAACACCAGAUCCUCCUCAAGUCGCACACCGAGAGCGGGAAGCAGAGAUGGAUCACAGCCAUGUUUCCGUCUGAUCCGCUCGAAGACAUCGAGCAGGCCAGUGAGAACGACGAUAUAUCCCAGGUUCAGUGCAUCAAAAGCUAUCAGGCCCAAGAGCAUGACGAGUUGACGCUGGAGAAGGCCGACAUUCUCCACGCCAAGACCAUAACGAGUGACGGCUGGGUGGAAGGCAUCCGACUGUCCGACGGGGAACGGGGCUGGUUCCCCAAAACCUACGUGGAAGAAAUCACAAGUCGCAGCGCUCGCCUCCGCAACCUGCGGGAAAACAUCCGCAUCAAGUGUGUCACGCAGAAACUGGAGGGGGAAGACUAACCGCCGUCACUGGAGACGCUUCACGUGUCAAAAGGUGUGUCACUUUUAAGCCUCUGGGAUCUUUUUCGUUUGACUUCUUCAUGGACGUGGGACCUGCUUCUUGAAUGCGGAGAGCGACAACAAGCCGACACUUGUGUCCGCGUGAGCGGUUUAUCUUGAGCAAGCAAAUUGAGUUGAAACGAGAGCGCACGAGCUAACAUCGGCUUUUAUACCAAACGAGUCACGUUCACAUGAGGACUUUUUAUGAGUGGGAGCAAUCACGUUAUGCAUUCUUUCUGUGAAUGCGUUUUCUUUUCCAUUUUUUAAAGUCUGAGAAACAGGGUACGUUUCUCGGCUCACGUCGGAUUCCGUAUUUUUGGGCCGUCUUGUGCCGUCACUCACGUGAUGAUGCAACAGCGGAAGGUCGCCUGAGGCAGAUGCUUCUCUUGAUCAGGGGCCCGUCAUCUUUCCAUCGCUGUUCACACUUUCAUUGUCAGAGGAUAGGAAAAGAAAACCUGAUUUAGUGUUUUUAAUCCAUCCAAUAUCGGAUGCACUACAGUGUGCAGGAGUUAAUUUCCUUCCAUGUGAGUUGUUAAACAUCCUUGCCUCUUUUAUGAAAGAGGAGGUCCAGACAAGGAUACUGAAGGAUGGGAGGUUUCAUUUCUUUCAAAGGUGUUUUCACGAUUCCGCUGUAACAAAUGAAGGACAGAUUACCCCGUUAACGAGGCCACGCUACACAAAUACCGUAUGGAUUAAGAUGACUAUAUUCUUCUAUUUGUGUUAUUGUCAACAAAACAAACAAGUUAUUUCACUGACAAGUAUUGCCUGUGUAGCUAAAGACAGAUAGAUCCUCGUUCUCUCUGGCAUUGGUGUCCAAAAAAACGAUCAAAAACGCAUCAAUGAGCCACACUGUUAAACUGACUUUCCUUCGUCACCACAAACACACCCUGGAGUUAAUCCAGAGGACAUAAACCAUCCCACUGAUGCAAAUACCUAUUACUGCACAGCUGGAAAUAAUCCCCAACAAAUGCACUAUUUAGUCUUGUUGGAGUAACGUUUGCUAAAAAAAAACUACAGUGCCCCUGUGUUUUGAGGGAAUGAUUUUCGCCUUUUUUUAAAUGUUUUUUUAUGUUUUAAUCUCCAGUGGGAACAAGUUGAGCUUGAUGCUGAGUGCCACAGACGCCAUAGUGAUGGUUUGCUUGUUCUUUUCACAGCAUUUGUUGACAAAAUACAAAAUAAUUGUCUUUUAAAAACAAGGAAAUGAACACCUACCAAAAUUCCCCUGCGGACACAUUUACAUUUCCGUGUAGUAAAAGGUUAGCGGUUUGCUUUUAUAAACUUUAACCCCAGUUGAACAAACACUACAACUUUGUUAUAUCCCACUUACAAUGCAGGAACGAGGAGUACCGUCGUACUCUAAGGACUGAAUGACAUUAAGGCCUCCAUUGUCCACAUUGUUCCCCUCAUUAGUUGCACAAAUCCCCAAAUGACCCAAAGCGCAGUGUAACUGAGCUGAGAUCUGUUAUUAAUGAACCACUAUAAUCCACAUUCAAUUGUAAACUCUUCCAGUGGCACAUACAAUGUCUAUAACCCCCUUUUAUUUCCUGUCUGCGUUGUGAGUUGUAAUUUAAUUGUGUAUUUAUACUCCUCUAGCUGGUUGUUCUCUAAGGAGAUUCUGAUGUAAAUGAGCUUAAGUGCAGAUUGCUUUGUGUAUAAAGAGUAGAAAAUGAUUAAUUGACUAUUAUGACUGUAAUUUAUGAGAACAAAGAUUCAACGGGUGUUAUUACAUUCCAUAACUAUAACGUUUUCUGUUUGAUUCCUUUCUAAUAGCAACAUAUAAAUACUGUAAUACACUGGAUGUUUACCGGAUAUCUGCACACUACUGUAAAUGUUUAACCUUUUAAAUAAAUACAGAUACUU